AUGAGAAGAGAUGAGAGGGAGGAAGGGCUGAUUAGAAUGGGACGAAGUCAUGAAGGAAAUAUGGAUGAUCCGGAUCCUCAUUUGUAUGAUUUGGAAACAAAUCGGGAUUUUUCAGGGCUAGUUGAUGACGCAUUUGUUCCCAAUCAAACAAGUGUUAUACAUGCAUUUGUUCGGACUAAUCAAUUGAGUGAUGCGGAUGAACAAUUAGCAUUGGAGUUGAUGACUCCAUUUCAAGAAAUUGUACCAUACUGA
This is a messenger RNA of Prunus armeniaca (apricot), 252 nucleotides long. NCBI's taxonomy places the organism in Eukaryota, Viridiplantae, Streptophyta, Magnoliopsida, Rosales, Rosaceae. The record is from the annotation of a GenBank genome assembly.